Eriocheir sinensis (Chinese mitten crab) is the source of this 1696-nucleotide messenger RNA. RefSeq names its product leucine-rich repeat flightless-interacting protein 2-like. Lineage: Eukaryota; Metazoa; Arthropoda; Malacostraca; Decapoda; Varunidae. The record is from RefSeq and is a predicted model, not a curated record. Bases 1 to 690 code for a protein of 229 amino acids. The transcript has 8 exons. Gene Ontology annotation, biological process: regulation of DNA-templated transcription.
AUGGCGGGAAUAAGUACUCCAUGGUCUUCAGAAGACUCCACCACAGAUGAGGCAUCACUUCCAGCUAAUGUCAGGGAGAUGAGGACUGAGUUGAAGGAGCUGGAUGAGAAGUUCCGAAAGGCCAUGAUCACAAAUGCACAACUUGAUAAUGAAAAGGCGACCCUAACAUUUGAAGUAGAAUUAAUGAAAGAUAAGUACACAGAACUAGAAGAAGUGCACACACAACUAACGAAAGAACAUAGAAAGAAAUGUACUGAGUAUGAACAACUGAAAAAAGUAUCGAUGAAGUUACAGGAAGAAGUCAAAAUCUUGAGAAGUAUGUUACAAGAACGAGAUCAGUUAAUACAGGAAUAUGGCUUAGUUGUCAUGGGGGAGGAAGAGAACGGGGAGGACGUUGAUCAUGCAGCGGAAGAGGGCGACAGCGUAGAUGACUUAUCACCACGGAAACUGUCUGUGAAGAAGGUGUUGGUGUCACAGGAAGUAGGAGAAUUGCUGUCUAAGGGUGCAGCUCGAGGCUCAUUAGAUGUAAGGUUAAAGAAGUUUUGUGAGGAGAAAAAUGAUUUAGAAGACCAAGUCAGAAGACUGAAACUUGAACUCGAAGAAGAAAGAAGCGAGAGCAGGAGGAGAGAGAACGGCUUAGACUAUGAGAAGCAAAGUGGCGAGACUGGACGCUCUCUCAAAUCGAUAUAAAACCCAGUCAGAAGAGUUAGAAAAAAGUGAAGAGGAAUUAAAAUUAGAGAAAAGGAAACUACAAAGAGAGUUAAGAGAUGCCCAAAGUAGAUUAGAAGAACUGGAAACUACUAAUAAUCAUCUUAUAAAAAGGUUUGAUAAACUAAAAAAUGCAAGAUCUAAUCUCCUUAAGGAUCUUUCUCAAGACCCAGCGUGAGAGGUGGACCAGGGCCCUGGUUUCCCCUCAAAAAUAUUCUCUGCUGCCAAUCUUCAGCUUGUAAGUCGCAAUAUUUGGUCAGGGUGUUUAUGCAACGGGUCCACUACAAGGAAUCCCUCUUUGGUGGUAUGGAAGGAGUGGGAGUAAUUUCUACCUGUGUGUAACUGUAAACAUGGUGUUGAUCAUCGUCAGUCUGUUUGUAAAGAAUGUUAGGAGUUUCUCUGCAUUGUUAGAGAAAAUACUACAUAUAUUUUUUUAAAACAACUUGAUGCAGGUCAUGAUAGCAGGCACUCAUGUUUGAACUCUAACCACUAAAUAGCAUGAUUACAAGUUGAAGGCUUGCUGAACACCACAGUUACUACUUAACCACCUCAUUGACUGUGAUGUUUGUGGUAUUGGAUACUCGUCUCUCAUAAACUAUUUUGCAAUGAAUGCCUUGGUGCCUCUAGCCUUUUACAACUCUUGCAGUUGUCUUACAUGAGUGAUGAGAGCUGCAAAAAUGUCUAGGUAGCACUGCUAAUGUUAAUUUUCCUAAGCUAAAGCUUUUAAUAACCCGCCAAACUCAAGCUGUUGCUGCCAGUGACCAGCCUUAACCCAUGCAGUGAGUGUUUUAAAUAGGUCACGCCAUAAAUUUCACUAGGAAGUUUUUACAUUAUGGCUAUAAAUAAUAAAAGAACGUAUUUUGAAAGUGUCGUAGCUUAAAGGUGGUAGACACCAACAGAAAAGAAAUCAUAAUUAAAUCUAUACAAGAAAGGAGUAGAUGCAUGCCAAACAGCUACCAAACAUUUUAGAUCUUAUAUAUAUAUAUAU